Labrus mixtus (cuckoo wrasse) is the source of this 3149-nucleotide messenger RNA. RefSeq names its product copine-8-like. Gene Ontology annotation, molecular function: calcium-dependent phospholipid binding. The record is from RefSeq and is a predicted model, not a curated record. Gene Ontology annotation, biological process: cellular response to calcium ion. NCBI's taxonomy places the organism in Eukaryota, Metazoa, Chordata, Actinopteri, Labriformes, Labridae. The transcript has 20 exons. Gene Ontology annotation, cellular component: plasma membrane. The coding region runs from base 160 to 1866 and encodes 568 amino acids.
CCAGAAAACAAACGGCUCGUUGUCACCUCUUUGCAAGGCUUUCUGUUUGUUCAUCCCGUAUUUUCUUUCUACCAUUUGCCUAUCUCCCAUUUGUCCAUCUCAUGCCGCCGUUAAGGCGCUGGAUUCGUGGCGAUUUGUGAUCGAGCAGGCAGCAGCUCGAUGAAUAUGGCGUGUAUCGGGGACGCAGACCCUUUCACCGCUGCCAUACCUGCCACCAAAGUUGAACUCACGGUUUCUUGUAGAAACCUGCUGGACAGAGACACGUUCUCCAAGUCUGAUCCAAUUUGUGUGCUGUACACUCAAGGAAUUGCCAACAGGGAAUGGAGAGAGUUUGGCAGAACAGAAGUCAUCGACAACACCCUCAACCCUGACUUUGUCCGCAAAUUCAUCCUGGACUAUUUCUUUGAGGAGAGGCAGAAUCUACGCUUUGACCUGUACGAUUUGGACUGCAAGAGCGACAACCUCUCGAAACACGACUUCCUGGGCCAGGCUUUCGGCACGCUAGGUGAGAUCGUCGGAUCUCUGGGGAGUCGCCUGGAAAAACCUUUGAUUGGGAUACCGGGAAAGAAAUGUGGCACCAUCAUAGUGAGAGCAGAAGAGCUGAGCAACUGCAGGGAGUCGGUGAUGCUGCAGUUUUGUGGCAACAAGCUGGACAAGAAGGAUUUCUUUGGCAAAUCGGAUCCCUUCCUCGUCUUUUACCGCAGUAACGAAGACGGAUCGUUUACCAUCUGCCACAAGACAGAAGUGGUGAAGAACACUCUGGAUCCGGUGUGGCAGGCGUUUAAAAUUCCUGUCAGAGCGCUGUGUAACGGAGACUACGACAGGAGCAUUAAGGUGGAGGUGUACGACUGGGACAGAGAUGGAGGCCACGACUUUAUCGGAGAGUUCAGCACCAGCUACAGAGAAAUGUCCAGAAGCCAAUCACAGUUCCACAUCUACGAGGUGCUAAAUCCAAAGAAAAAAGGAAAGAAGAAGAAAAAAUACCAAAACUCAGGAACGGUCACCCUCCUGUCCUGCCUGGUGGACACAGAGCUCUCCUUCCUGGACUACAUCAGAGGCGGGACUCAGAUUAAUUUCACGGUGGCAAUUGAUUUCACAGCAUCAAAUGGCAACCCGUCCCAGCCCACCUCGCUCCAUUACAUGAGCCCGUACCAGCUGAAUGACUACGCCAUGGCACUGCGGGCGGUGGGAGAGAUUAUCCAGGACUACGACAGCGACAAGUUGUUUCCUGCGCUCGGAUUUGGAGCCAAGCUUCCCCCAGACGGGAGGGUCUCGCACGAGUUCGCCCUGAACGGUAAUCCACAGAACCCAUACUGCAACGGAAUCGAGGGGGUGAUGGAGGCCUAUUACCAGAGUCUCAAAUCUGUGCGUCUCUACGGGCCAACCCACUUCUCCCCUGUUAUUAACCAUGUGGCCAGGUAUGCGUCAGCGGUGACAAACGGAUCACAGUACUUCAUCCUGCUCAUUAUCUCUGACGGCGUCAUCACAGACAUGGCACAGACCAAGGAGUCCAUCGUUAAUGCCGCGUCUCUGCCCAUGUCAAUUAUAAUAGUUGGGGUUGGACCAGCGGAAUUUGACGAAAUGAUCGAGCUGGACGGGGACGAGGAGAGGAUCUCUUCCCAAGGACGAUAUGCGGAGAGGGACAUAGUUCAGUUUGUUCCUUUCAGAGACUACAUCGACCGGCGAGGAAACCACAUCCUCAGCAUGGCUCGCCUGGCUAAGGAAGUGCUCGCUGAAAUCCCAGACCAGUUCCUGUCCUACAUGAGAACCAGAGGGAUCAAACCCGGCCCCCUUCCUCCCCCUUACACCACCUGUCCUACACCUGCUCUCCACCCACUCCUUGCCAGACGGGUAAGCCGAAUCUAAAGGCCUGUCUCUUCAGCGCCGGCCAGCUGACUCCUCUGGUCUGUCCUCUCCUCUUUCUGCUUCUUCUUCCUGCUCUUCACUGGAAGCUUUUGAGCACACGGCGGACCUCGCCAGCUCUCUCAUGCUGCACUGUGGGGGGACGUUUUGCCAUGAGCCGUGAUCAUGAUGCGGAAAACCCAGAGUGGGACGCUUCCAAGGGACAUUUCUUGUAGGUUUUGAAGGAGGAGGAUCCUGGUGUCCCAGAAAGACAGAACAGGACUGAGAUUGACCACUCGCAGCUUUCAGACCGUAAGGGUCCAAGCUUUGGAGCCCCUGUUUUCAAACACUGUUCAUCUAUUUUCGAUUUCUCUUUCCACUUCCUCUAUCUCUCACAAUAUCAUCUUUCAAUAUAUAAAUGUUUACAAAUCGAGGACUGGAGUGGGAGUUUUUUUCAGGAGGACAUUUAUACCGAUCAAUGUGAAAACCUUUCAGAUUCCUAUUUUUCGGCUGCAGAAAACUGGAAGUUGUGACUUUGUACAAAAAAAACAUUUAGGCCCUGGUGCCAUGUUCCUCAUUACAGAGUGUUUUCUUUUUUUUUUUUUCAAAUAAAUGGAGCAUGUGCUAGUUUAAGAGAAGCAUGCACUGUCGUCUUGCACUCAGGGCUUUGUCCCUCCCACAAAACCCCACCAACACCAACACCACUGCCAUGCCCCAUUACAAGCCAACCCAUCACCGACAACCUGAAAUCUUCCCAAUUUCUGCUCCGUCCACCUGCCUUGACUCCUCAGGUAGCUGUGCUCCCUGGGAGUCUGGUCAAAUGAAAUGCAGCAGGGACUUGAACCAGCCUUACUCUUUUUUUGUCGGAUAACGUUCACAGGCACGGUGGGUUCUGGAAACGUGAAUCUCCAAGCCCAGGCGUCAAAAACACACAUCUCACAACCGAACCUGACUGUGUGUUAGCGUCUUUUUUUUUUUUUUGUGACUUAUCAUCAUACUUCAGAAUAAUUUAUUUGUUUUGUUUAACGUCUCUCUACCUCUCACGUGGUUUGAUAUUGCCAAAACGUUGUUUUAAUACCGCCAAUAACAACAAAGUGUUGGCGUUUCGGAUUUUUGGUAAGUCUGUUGAGUUCACAGUUUUUACCUUUCUCACUUAGUUUUCAUAAAAUAUCUGCCAAACAUGUAGGUUGAGAAUCACAGCACUUUGGUAGCUUUCAGAUCAGGUGACUCACACUUAUCUGUGCUAGCAUCACACUGUGAAUAUGUGCACAGAAAACAGCUCUCCAACAGACCAAAUUGAAAAGAUG